Molecule: messenger RNA, 3606 nt
Organism: Aspergillus alliaceus
Lineage: Eukaryota; Fungi; Ascomycota; Eurotiomycetes; Eurotiales; Aspergillaceae
Product: putative SNARE-dependent exocytosis protein (Sro7)
Exons: 7
Coding region: 291-3287 (998 amino acids)
Biological process (GO): regulation of protein secretion; regulation of exocytosis; establishment of cell polarity
Cellular component (GO): plasma membrane; cytoplasm
Molecular function (GO): GTPase activator activity; syntaxin binding; myosin II binding
Source: RefSeq, a predicted model, not a curated record
UUAUAGCCCCCCUUUUUUUAUCUGCUACAAGAGCUUCCAGAUAGUCACUGUGAUUUUUAACACUGGGUUGGUAUGGGACAUUAGUACUUAAACACCAAGAACUACUAACAAGGCGGGGGAGACUGAUCUACCGCCCUGCAACAGAUUCCGCGGCAUGACGCUUCAAAGGCCUUAAAAUAUGUGGGGUCUCCGCUCCGCACCCUUUCAACACCGCUCAAUACAGCUCAUCUCUCCCUCCUCUUUCUCCCAUAGACUUGCUGCCUUUCGGCAGACCUUCAAAUUUGCGGGAAAUGGCGCAUUUCCUGAGAGGAAAGCAAGCUGGUAUUCAAAAGGACUUGUCUGACGGCUUGUCGCCGGACUUGUUCGCCCUCGAUGAUUUCGCUCGAUAUGGCGUAAAUUCUCAGAUCAGCGCUAUCGCUUACGAUCCAGUUCAAUCUCUUAUUGCAGUUGGUACCAGCGACACUCAGUUUGGGAGCGGCCAGAUCUAUGUCUUCGGCCAGCGUCGGGUAUCCGUUGUGUUCUCAUUGCCCCGGAAAGCGUCCGCCAAGUUCCUACAAUUUUGUGCCGACAAGCUUGUCAGCGUUGAUUCGAAAAGCGAAGUUUGUGUUUUCUCUCUCGAGACGAGACAGACGCUCUUCUCCUACGCCCCUCCCAACCAUGUCAGCGCGCUAUUGACAGAUCCUAGUCUUGACUAUGCUUUUAUUGGCCUACAAAACGGAGAUAUCAUCGCGUACGACCUCGACCGUGAAUCUUUAACGCCUUUUAAAGUUCCUAAUCUCUGGGCCCAGCGUAACCCGCGGGCACGGUUUUGCCCUAUCAUCACACUCUCCUUUUCACCCCGCGAUAUUGGAAAGAUCUUAGUGGGGUACCCUGAAGGCGCCGUGGUAUACUCAUUUAAGCAAAAUCUCGCACAGAAAUACUUCGAGUAUGAAGUUCCCCCGGGUGCCUUGGGUGGGAAUUGCGAUGUCCCAUUCCAAGAGCCGCGCAGGCCACGGCUGACCAGAGCUCUCUGGCACCCUAACGGGAUCUUCAUAUUGACAGCCCAUGAUGACAAUAGCUUAGUCUUUUGGGACUCUAAGGAUGGCCGCAAGAUAAUGGCUAGGUCAAUUACCACUCCUAAUGUUGACCAGCCAGGUACUAGCCUCGAGAGACCCCUGUCAUCAGAAAGCGCUGUCGGUCUCAGGGACCCCAUUACUCAGAUUGCAUGGUGUGUCAAGGAUAAUGGUGAUGAUAGUGGGCUGUUAAUAGCUGGUGGCCAGCCAAAAGCUGAGGCCAACAAAGGGCUUACAUUCAUUGACCUGGGGCCAACUCCCAACUAUCAAACGUCCUCCUGGGCCAUGAUUUCGAACUACCUCGAAUCUCCGAGACGGAUAACAAAUAUACCGACCCCCCAAGGCGCCGAAGUUGUUGAUUUCUGCCUUAUUCCGCGUACCUCGCCAUACUACGCUGGCGGACAUGAUCCGAUUGCCUUGAUCGCUGUGCUUUCUUCGGGAGAGCUGAUAACUAUGAGCUUCCCAAGCGGUCAUCCGAUUACCCCCACCAAUAUGAUUCAUCCUUCUCUUACUUUUGUACACCCGUUCGUGAACAAGAUGACUCUUACCCCAGUCGACCGUUCGGCUUGGCUUGGUCUUAGGGAACGAAGGUCGCAAGGGCCAAAGUUUCUGUUAGGUGGUGCGGAGGGAAAGAAGGUGCUGAAACGCUUUGAAGAUCGUAACAUAGUUACAACUGCACACGCCGAUGGCACAAUUCGUCUCUGGGAUGUAGGCCAUGAUGAUGAGGUCGAGAAUGGUGAUGUCAUCCAGGUCGAUUUGGCUCGUGCUGUGGGUCGCGUCGGUAAUGUUGAGGUUAGUGAGAUGGCCUUAAGCGGGUCAACCGGUGAGCUUUCAGUUGGCCUUCGGAGUGGUGAAGUAGUAGUAUUUCGAUGGGGCAGCAAUGGAAAUUUUGGUCAAGAAGAGCUCGCUGGCGCUAAUGAAGGACCGGGGAAAUUGACCAAGAUCGCUCAUAGAACCGACCCUGGAUUGAAGCAGGGCCUUCUUCCCCUUACUCUGUUGGAUAUGCAGCAAGGACCAGUCACUGCAUUGCAACAUAGCCAAGUUGGCUUUGUCGCAGCCGGUUUCGAAGGCGGCAGUCUAGCAAUCAUCGAUUUGCGUGGGCCAGCUGUGAUCCAUACAGCACGGUUGUCGGAAUUAACCAAACCUAGCAAGCGAAGUAGCUUUUUGAGACAUCGUUCUUCUGAUGACGCUCCUCCAGAAUGGCCAACGAGCAUUGAAUUUGGCGUAUUGACUUUGGAAGGGGAAGAUUAUUCGAGUAUUUGCUGCUUUGUGGGCACUAAUCGAGGUAAUCUCGCCACCUUCAAGAUACUUCCAGGGGAAUCUGGGGGUUAUAUGGCUUCGUUCGCUGGGGCAACUUUGCUAGACGAUAAAGUCAUAAGCAUUAUCCCUAUCAAUGCUGACAAUGGCGACCUUGCCUUGGCCACUCCGAAUAGCGUCGGAGGAUUGAGAAACGGGGCUCGGAUUCACGGUGUUGUCAUUGCUGUGACUGUUUCUGGCUGCAGGAUUUUCAAGCCCGCAACCUCUAAAGGCGCACACAAAUCGUGGGAGGAUUAUCUGUGCGAUUCUGCUGCAGUGGUCAAAGUCGAAGGCCGAGGCUACAGUCUUGUUGGUCUCUUUGGAGACGGCAACGUGCGGGCUUUCUCCAUCCCAGGCCUCAAAGAGAUUGGGUGCAAGGAGAUCAAUUACAUGGCUGAUAUGAAACGCCUCUCGGAGUCCACAGUUUGCUCUAACGGGACAGUUCUUACUUGGACAGGGCCUUCUGAAGUCGGACUAUUUAAUGUUUGGGGAGCUGGAACUGGGCUGCGACGUUCAGAAGAUCAACUUUAUAAUGUACAAGCAGCUAACCCCCCACGCCCUACUAUUACAAACAUCCAGUGGAUUUCCGGCACCCAAUAUAUCUCUCCUGCUGACAUGGACAUUCUCAUUGGAGGCCCUGAUCGCCCCCCAUCUAAGAAGAUGCAAGAGCAGAUGCGGCUUGAAGACCAAGAGCGCCGGAAACUUGCUAGGGAGGGGAGAACCAUGACAAACCAAUCCCAGCAAGGCAGCGACGAAGGAUAUUGGUCGUAUAUGCAACGCCAGGUACAGGAGCGCACGGAAAAACUUAAUCUAGCCGGCGACCAGAUGGAACGAUUAGAAGAAAAUAGCAGUAACUGGGCUCGGGACGUCAACAAGUACGUUCAAAAUCAGAAGAAGAAGGCUGUGCUGGGUGCCCUAGGGUCGAAGUUUGGGUUCUAAAAAUGCUUGAGACUGGUAUUUAUGACGAACGACUCCUUGAUAAACGUGGGGCAAAUGUACAGUUCUUAUUAAACCUAGUGGUCUGCCUAUGGAGUAUAGCUAGUUACAUACCCUACGUUGUUGUUGGGAUUGAUGUGCUUCUGUUCUGCAUAUCUCUCAUUUAUUCAUUGAUCUUUCUUCAGUAUUGAGUACAUGCGUAUGUCCUAUCGAGGAUACGUGAAUCGAUUGCACAGGUUUCAUUGACUGAAGUCGUUGUCUAGAUAUGUAUGUGAUCAGAUCAGUCUUAAGGGAAAGAAUGCAUAUUAUAGUGUUAGAGGUA